CACCGCCGCUCCGAGCGAGAAAGAGAGACAGAGAGAGCACCGACUGACUAGCAAUGCAGCGCGUGGCAGUAGCAGCUCUGGGGCGGGCAGCGUGCCUUACUGCACGGCGGGCGGGAUCGGCGGCGGCGCGGGGACGGUCUUUGCAGCUUCACAACUCAUGGCAGCAAGCUCCCGCCGCUGCCGUGAGGCACUUCCACUUCUCUAGGCCUGUCGCGGGCGCCGCAGGAGACACGUUUUUGGACAAGGGGGAUGCAACAGCUCGCAUUAUUGCCGUGGUGAAGGCAUUUGAAAAGGUGGACCCGACGAAGGUGUCGGAGAACGCGCUGUUCAAGGACGAUCUUGCUCUGGACUCUCUGGAUGCCGUAGAGGUGGUUAUGGCAAUCGAGGACGAGUUCACGAUUGAGAUCCCAGACUCGGAGGCGGACAAGAUCGCGGGCAUUGCCGACGCAGUGGCGUACAUCAUCUCCCACCCUGCCGCAAAGUAGUGGAUGGACUAAACCAAACCAGCCGCACAUUUUUGUAGGCAGGCUGCCGGACGCAGCGGGAAUGGGGAGCUGGAGGAUGCCCGCCGGGGGAGGGGGGAGAACUGCCCGGAAUUAGUUUUGACCGCGAGCUGCGGACACCGCACCCAGCCCGCAGGGGGGGCGGUCUUUAACGUGGGCGCAGAAGCUUGUCGUUUCUCGUCUACCGGUGGCGCUUGACUAGGCAGGAGUGACUUUGACUUGGACAUCGAUCGUCUUCGUCGGUUGCGGGCUGCUAUGUAGUUAUGCUAUUCAUGAAGGAAUGGCAAGUGCGCGCGGACGCGGACAUAUGUAUACUCCGGUAUGCGAUGUGAUCGUAACCUGAGCUUUUGUUCGAUGCAGUGACAAGCGUGCACGCAGGACAAGCGUCGUCGAUUUCUCUUGUCCAGAAUAUUGCGCUUAUUACAGCGGCGUGGAGCUUCGGGGGUCGCUUUUCGUCUGCGUCACUUUGCGCGUCACAUUUGAAAAAUCAUGGGGAGGGUAAGCAUUGCAUUGCGAUCUUUGUCUAAACGGCGGAUAAUCAAAAUGGUUGGGUGGGUACACCACGUCUUGGUUUCUCUCACGGCUGCUGCGAUGCAAUGCUUGCUUGUACGCGGCGCUUGCUCCAACGGCAGUGCUGCGUGUCUGAGGACGUGGGUGCCCGUGUUC
Ectocarpus siliculosus is the source of this 1169-nucleotide messenger RNA. NCBI's taxonomy places the organism in Eukaryota, Phaeophyceae, Ectocarpales, Ectocarpaceae. The record is from the annotation of a GenBank genome assembly.